AUGGAGUUAAAAUGGCAGAUUUUCAGAAUAAUCUUGACCAUUAUACUCUGCAGUACUGUCUGGAUUUCCCAAGCUACUUCUCGGGCAAUCCAGGGAGCUUCCAUGGCGGAAAGGCACGAGCAGUGGAUGGCGAUCUAUGGGCGCCAAUACCAAAGCGUUGCAGAGAAGGAGAAGCGUUACAGAAUCUUCAAGUCUAAUGUUGAGUUCAUCGACAUGGUCAAUGGUGCUGGAAACAGGCCGUACACGCUUGGAAUCAAUGGAUUUGCCGACUUGACUAACGAUGAGUUCCGGGCAGCUUACAUCGGAGCCUUGAAACCUUCUGCAACUAAGUCAUCGGAAAUGAACACAUUCAGAUACGAGACCUCCGGUGCAAUUCCUCCUAGCAUUGAUUGGAGAAAGAAAGGUGCUGUUACACCUAUACGAGGUGCUGAAUGUGGAGCAUGGACAUUUCCGGCGGUUGAUACAGUGGAAGGCAUAACAAAGAUCAAGACCGGAAAACUAUACACACUCUCGGUACAGGAAAUAGUGGACUGCAUCAAUGGCUGCAGCAAUGGUUGCAAUGGAGGAUUCACAAUUGAGGCUUUUGAAUUCAUCAAAGACCAUGGUCUCACCACUGAAUCCAACUAUCCUUCUACUGGAACCAACGGCACCUGCAACGCCAAAAAGGAAGCACAACCCGUGGCAAAAAUCAGCGGCUACGAGAGCGUGCCGGCCGGGGAAAACGCUCUGAUGAAGGCCGUGGCUAAGCAGCCCGUGGCGGUUUAUGUGGACGCUUCGAGGGCGGAGUUCCAGUUCUACGCAGGGGGUGUGUUCUCGGGGGAUUGUGGGACGACGCUGGAUCAUGGUGGGACUGUGGUUGGGUAUGGAGUGAGCCAUGAUAAGCAGGAGUAUUGGAUAUUAAAGAAUUCAUGGGGCACGAGGUGGGGGGAGAAAGGGUACAUGAGGUUGGCUAGAGGGAUAAAUAAAGAAGGGGGGCAGUGUGGAGUGGCCAUGGAAGCAACAUACCCUGUUGUUUAG
Molecule: messenger RNA, 1017 nt
Organism: Ipomoea triloba (trilobed morning glory)
Lineage: Eukaryota; Viridiplantae; Streptophyta; Magnoliopsida; Solanales; Convolvulaceae
Product: senescence-specific cysteine protease SAG39-like
Exons: 2
Coding region: 1-1017 (338 amino acids)
Cellular component (GO): lysosome
Molecular function (GO): cysteine-type endopeptidase activity
Source: RefSeq, a predicted model, not a curated record